Messenger RNA from Chiloscyllium plagiosum (whitespotted bambooshark), 8747 nucleotides. RefSeq names its product myotubularin related protein 8 (gene mtmr8). NCBI's taxonomy places the organism in Eukaryota, Metazoa, Chordata, Chondrichthyes, Orectolobiformes, Hemiscylliidae. The record is from RefSeq and is a predicted model, not a curated record. Gene Ontology annotation, cellular component: nuclear envelope; cytoplasm. Gene Ontology annotation, molecular function: phosphatidylinositol-3-phosphate phosphatase activity; phosphatidylinositol-3,5-bisphosphate phosphatase activity. Gene Ontology annotation, biological process: phosphatidylinositol dephosphorylation.
GGCCAGAGGCGGAGCGACAUCUCGCGUGAUGUGCAUGUGGAGGACCGUGUCAGUGAUGGCGGACUGUAACGGUGUUGAUGGCUGGAGUUCUGUUUAAAAACAGAAAUGAAGGCUCCAAGCUUUUUGAUUCUUCAGUCAAGUUCCUGAUCGUGGCUUCCCACAAUGGAAUACAUUAUAACACCCAAGGUAGAGCAAGUAAAGUUACUAGACCGGUUUACUUUUAAGAAGCCAGCUGUAGGAACACUUUACUUGACUGCGACACAUCUGAUUUAUGUAGAAUCAUCACCAGAGAUUCGCAAAGAGACAUGGAUUUUGCACCAUCAUAUUUCAGCGAUAGAGAAGCUCCCCCUUACUUCUACAGGAUACCCAUUGCUGAUUCAUUGCAAGAACUUCAGAGUUGCUCAUUUCAUUAUUUGUCGAGAACGUGAUUGCCACGAUGUUUACAGUUCACUUCUCAGACUGUCACAACCAGUGGUGUUUGAGGAACUUUAUGCUUUCUCAUACAACCCUAAGCAGACUGAAAUGAGCAGAGGAAUGGGUUGGAAAAUAAUAGAUAUAGAAGAUGAUUUCCAGCGUAUGGGAGUACCAAAUGAAUACUGGGAACAGACUGAUGUAAAUGAAAAUUAUGAGAUUUGCAAUACCUAUUCAACAUUUCUGUGUGUUCCAAAAGAGGCGAGCAAGCCAGUAAUAGUGGGCAGUUCUAAGUUCAGAAGUAGAGGGCGGUUUCCUGUUCUUUCAUAUUUUUUCAAGGAGAAUAAUGCUGCCAUUUGUCGGUGCAGUCAACCGCUUUCAGGGUUUAGUGCCAGGUGUAUGGAGGAUGAACAAAUGCUACAAGCUAUCAGCAAGGCCAAUCCAGGAAGUCCAUUCAUGUAUGUGGUAGACACGAGACCAAAGUUAAAUGCCAUGGCAAACAGAGCUGCUGGAAAGGGAUAUGAAAAUGAAGAUAAUUAUUCCAACAUUAGAUUCCAAUUUAUUGGUAUUGAAAACAUACAUGUGAUGAGAAACAGUUUACAAAAGCUUUUAGAAGUAUGUGAACUGAAGGCCCCAUCAAUGAGUGAGUUUCUCACUGGCUUGGAAAAUUCUGGGUGGCUUCGUCACAUUAAAGCAGUUAUGGAUGCUGGUGUCUUUCUAGCAAAGGCAGUGUCUGAAGAAAAGGCCAGUGUGUUAGUCCAUUGUUCUGAUGGGUGGGAUCGUACUGGUCAAGUUUGCUCGUUGGCUGCCCUUCUCCUGGAUUCCUACUACCGGACAAUAAAGGGAUUUAUGGUUCUUAUAGAAAAAGAAUGGAUCUCAAUGGGACACAAAUUUUCCCAAAGAUGUGGGCAUCUAGAAGCUGACCCUAAAGAAAUUUCUCCUGUAUUUACCCAGUUUAUUGAAUGCACUUGGCAUCUGAUGGAACAGUUUCCAUGUGCUUUCGAGUUUAAUGAGAAGUACUUGUUGGAGAUCCACGACCAUGUUUUUUCUUGUCAAUUUGGCAAUUUCAUUGGAAACUGCCAGAAAGAACGCCAUGAGUUGAAGCUUCAAGAGAAAACGUAUUCCUUGUGGCCAUUCCUAUUGGCAAAGCAAUACCCCUACCAGAAUCCUCUGUAUAAACCCAGUGCAGUCAACAUUGUGUUAAAGCCCAAUACUGCCCCUUUUAACUUCAAGUUCUGGUGUGGUAUGUACAACCGUUUUGAUAAAGGAAUGCAGCCAAGACAAUCAAUCGUAGAUUGUCUGCAUGCUUCAAUGAAACAGAAAACAGACUUCGAAGAAACUGUCGCAGAUUUAAAUCAGAAACUAACUCAUCAGGAUAAAUCACAUUCUGAUUCUACUUUUAUCUUACCAAUGAAACUUUCUAUUGAGGAAGAUUCCACCCACUUGCAAGUAAUUGGUGCUCCUCAGGACUAUUUGGAAGAAGAACAAAUGAUGUUUACAAAUGGUGCAGAAGAGGUAAUUGAAACUGUUUCUGCUGGGAGCAAGGAAGUGGAUAAUGUAACAGACUCAUCUUUCAAAUGUCAGUCUACUUUGAAUAACAUUGACUCCCUUGGGGUAGUCAAGUUGAACAUACAUGUGGACGAAGACAACCAUCAAAUAUCCCAAGAUAUGAUUGAAAAAUAAUUACUUAUCUCCAUACAAUUGUAUGUAUUUGUUCACAAAUGUAUUCAUCUUGAUAUAAAUUAUCAUUUUUCAGAAGUGUCAGAAAUGGAAAAUGCCAGCAGAUAGUCUUUAACAAAGGGAAGAUACCCCAAGAUCUUUCGGGGAACCUGGCUGCUUAAAUGAGAGGAUAGGUUUCAAAGGGAAAUGUUAUAAAAUAAGACUUUGUGUGGAUUCUCAGUUGCCAGAAGCCCUAUAGAAAUUUAGUGGACUGUUCAUAAUGGAUAGGAAAUUGUGCUCAUUUUCCACCUGAAUUCCUUAUGCAUUUCUAGUGGUGAAAUGCAGAUUUUAUGAACUGACCAAUUAUUGAAGCCUGUCUUCACGAAUUUCUUAAAACUUAAUAGACCAACUUGAGUAUGUUGCUUCAUUGUAGUGUUUUAGCGUUUUACUACUGAAGAAGCCAGUGUUGGGUGUGGUGAACGCUUUUGAGAAUCCCAAGCUGGCUGUUUUGUAUAUAUGUUUUCUAAAUUGGAAGUUCUUAAAGUUUUAGAUUAAAUACUUUAUAUAAAGAAUAAACAUCAUUACAUUUCCCUUUUUAAUUUUUCUCCAGUCUUCUCCCAUUACCUGUCUUUCUGUUCCCCUUACUCAGAAAUAGUUCCAUGGCUACAACAAGCCCACUGAUAUGUUGCCAAAGUGCCUGUUCUAUCUGUAAUCCAACAAAAUAAGUUAUUCUCCAAUGAUAUUUGAGUCUAAUUCAGUUUGUGACAAAUCUCUGCCACAUGCAAAAAUUACUACAUCAUAAUUAGGGAUAAGAGCUGACAUUUUUAAGGCCAGCUACUCCCCUAACUAAGAGAAUUCACUUGACCUAUGAGAUGUGGGGAUUGAUUCAUGAAUUCGUAGUCUUCGAGUGAUUCAGAACCAGCUUGUAUUGGAAGACGCUUUCUAGGCCAAAUCAUUGGAGGAAGCUGUAUUUCACUUUAUUGUUUCUGCAAGACAAUUUUUGGAUUGUCCUGUUCUAUAUAUUGUGGACAGUAUUUGUAAUUAGCAAAAGGUUUAAUAGCUCUUUGAGUGAUUGUGAGACAUUAUCGUUUCACAUUUUGCCUGCUGUUAAAAUAGAUUUGUUGUUUUAUUUUCCAUGUUAGUCAGCGCCUAUUUCUUUAUCAGACUUCAUGAGGAAACUCCUCAAUGUCUCAAUAAUGGUUAGAAUUUUACAAAAUAAAUCAUAAAAUUGCCAUAAGUGGAAUUUUAUUAUAAAAUGCAUCAAUAUACUUCUGUAAGACUGAACAUUUGGUUCAUACAUCAGGAUGGAAAGUAAGGGUCUUGUUAAUACAUUGUUAUUGUGAUGAACAGUGCUGUGGUUCAUGUUGGGAGUGCAUUCAUUUGCAAACCGGCUCCUAUUCGCUCAAGGUUGCGCAGCACCACCUUUCUCUCAGGCUUUAGGUCACCCAUUUAUAAGGGUAUUAAUAUAAAGGGUAUAAAGAGUAUAGAAGGAAUAGUCGAAGUGUAGUUUAUAUCAGUAUUCCUAAUGGAUACACCAAAGUCCUUCUGGACAUCAUUUAAUAGUUUUGCACUUUUAAAAGAUAUUGAUUUUCCAUCCUUGCAACCAAAACAAUGUCAUUUCAUUUGUUAUUUCGUCCAGUCACUUAAUCUGUCUAUAUUUUUCUAUAACCACUUUUUAUGGUUUCAUCUCACAGUUUAAAUUCCCACUUUGUAUUGUAGAAAAUGAUUUUACAUAUUCUUUUGUUGGAAAUCUUCUAUCAGGAUUAUUGGGUACCUGUCAAAUCUAUAAAAGCUGAAAUGUCAACCCUUCAUUUGUAUAAGAAUUAGCAAAUGCUGAUUUUUUUUUUUUUAUUUACCAGAAUACAUGUUUGCUUUGCCCAUACUUCACCAAUUUAUUUUAUUUAAAUACUUACAAUAAAAGUGCCAGAUUCUAUACUCUUUUGGCAGUCUGCAGAGAUACUUGCACUAUUAGUUGGGGUCCCUGGAUUUCAAAACAGCAUAAACUGUGACUGACUCCCCAUUUCCUCAGACAGAUGCUGAGGCCCUUUGAGAAGUCUUUUUAAUAAUUCUAAAUUAAGACAACUGCCAGCACAGAAUGUGAAUUUAGUUUAAGACCUUUACGACUUAUAUGGCUCAGUUGACUUUUAUCUUGUUCAUAUAUUCCUUUCUUAAACAUUUUAAGGAUAGUGUUACAUUGAAAUUGACUUGAUUUUUAAAUAGUGAUUAAGUAGACUUUAAGAAAGCUUGAAAUUUUACCCUACAUGAAGGCAACUCAAUGAGAUUAUGUAGAACGCGACUGAUUAUUAAUUUCUAGGUUUUUUUAUUUGUCUCCUUUUGUGAAUUGUAAAAGUUGUUGUCAGAUCAGAAUAAGCAAAAUGACCUGCAGUCAGUAAAGGAACUUUAAUUUUUUUUUAAUUGUCAUGUAGUUUGAUUGCAGAUCAUUGUUUAAUUUGUGCUAACUGCUACUGUAUAAGUUUGUUCUAUAAGUUUCUAUGGGUAGCAUGGUGCUUGUCAUCGAAGUAUUAAUUGAGGCUUGAACCAUAUGCUUUCGUAUACAGUAUUUCCUUUCAGUUUUCCAGCAGCUGCAUUGUUUCCUUUACAACAAUAUUCAAUAUUAAUCUGUACAGUAAAAUCAAACAGGGAAAGACUUACUGUUGCUGCUCAAAUGUUGAGUAAUUAUUCAGUAAGUGAACAAAAUUCCUUUAGAUUUCACCAUCGCUUUGAGUUAUAAUCUCUGAAUUAAUAGAUGUUGAACAUCAGCUCAAAACUGUAUUUUUCUGAGCUGUUUUCUAAUAGGGAAAUUGCUCCUGCUUAUAUGAUUGUGAUCAGCAUUUCUUCUCGGCUACAUGAAUGCAUGACUGCACAGCACUCGAAGAACUCAAUGCUCACGAGAUAAACAGGCUGCACCUGAGUAGCAGUUCCUUUAAGAUUAAAAAAAAUUUUUAAAUAUUUAUGACUGAUCAAAAUUUUAGCUUGGAGUUUACUGCAUAGAGAGCAGUUUGGGAUGUGCUGAGAGAGUGUUGUUGCCUGUGCAUUUUUAUCCUCCGUUUUACCACCUAUCCUUCCAUGUUGUUAAUUUGUGUUGGUGUUUAAUUCAAGAAGCAUUGGAUGUCUUUUGUUAUCAUUUUCGAAUUCCCAUUAUUUAUGAGGGUCUGAUGGUAGCUGUAGGUAAGUUAGUUGUCAUAUGUCACUGUUUGUUUAAUGUGUAUUUCUUGUUAUAAUUAAAUGAUAGUGAUCAGCAGAGGAACCACGGGGUUUUUUUUUACUUUCUCCUUCUCAUCUAAGUCAGGAUGGUAAUGACAUUUGUACAGCCCUUACUUAUUGCCCAAAUUAGACUGUGUUGAGUACUAAUGGGUCAACUUUGCUAUUGAGGGAAAUCAUUUUUGUCAAAUUUAAAUUUUUCAACUUCUCACUAUUAUAUGCAGCAGUAACUCCAGCUGUUACUCUUUUUGACUAUUUUUACCCUCCUGAAGACAGCCUUUGCAGUUGGAUUUUUAACAAGCCCUUGAUGUUUCGAUACUUACUGAAUUUUUUGUUCUCCAUACAAGUGAGUCUGUGAGCUUUGGCAGUCUAUUUCACCAUUAGUACGUUAUAACCAAAUUGGAUGAUAUCCUCAUAUCACUAUGCAGGUGCACUGUUUGCAGAGGUCAAGUGGUAAUGACGAGGCACUGAUAUCCCUCCAUUCUAAUUCAGGUGUAAAAUGUGACAUGCCAGCAGGCUCUUAUUCUACCCUCUGUCAAUGAGUGUAUCAUUUUGAGUACUGGAUUAAAAUUGCAAGCAAGAAAGCACACUGAUUUUGUUUUACUCUCUUGUUUUCCCAAGAGAAACUGCUGAGGUUAAAGUGCCAAAUAACAGUACUGCAGAUAUUAGAGAUCUAAAGUGAAAAGUACUGGAGAAACUCCACAGGUCUGGUAGCAUCUGCAGAGAGAGAAACAGAAUUAAUGUUUUGAGAUCAGCAUGUCACUUAGGAUGGAGGAUAGGAAAUUAAUUUUCAUCUACUUUGUGAACAUACAUUAUUAUGUUGAUAGUUCCCUACCCUUUAUGAUGAUAAUUAUUAUGUGAAUAUCAAUAAUUCAGCUUCUGAACAAUCAUACUCCCAACUGUGGAAAUUGAUAUGGUGGUACCUUGAAUGGUUAGUCUCUGUUUUACCCCUAUCUAAAUUAAUUUUCAUUUCUUCAGAAUGUUGAGCUGUUCCUUCUUUGCAUCUGCACCAUCUCCUUGGCCUGAGCCCAUGUACGAACAUCAACUUCUCCAGGACCCCCAUGCCCCAUGGUGAUACUUGAUGUAACAUGAUCAAAUCCUUUAUAAUCAGCAUUUGGAGAGUGUUAGUAAAAUUUGUGAUGAGUAAAGAAAUUUGUCAUAAAUGAUAGUCAUUUGGAUGGUCCCUGUAUGAUAAAUGGGACUGAAAGUUAACCACUUUGGAGCCAUUAAUGAAAGAUCAGUAAUCUGUACUAAAGUCCUGUUUCUGUAUCUAGCUGGUUAUGAAUUGGUUGUGAUACACAACUUUAAACCUAUUUUUUGGUUCUUGUCCUCAUCUAUUAGCCUUGCACCAUUCCAAAUUUCCUUCUAAACUGCUGUUGUGCAGCUACCUAAGGUUCCUGUGCAGGUUCAUAAAAGUCAGUCUAUUUCAGUUGUCAUAUGUGUGUGUGACCGACACUUUAAAAAAAAUAAUAAAAUGCCUGUACUCAUCAACAAAAUCACCUCUGAUAUUUUAAUCAGUUCUGCUUUCCUUUAUUCGUUCUAAAUUUUAGCUCACCUUCCUUUUCCCCUGCCCUUAUACUUGUAAAACCUGUUGCAUCUGUAACAUUUUCUAGUUCACCACCUAAACAUUGUACCUAUUUCUCAUUACCUGGGUUGCUGAAUAUUUCCAGCACUUUGUUUAUAUUUGAGAUGUUGAAUAUCAACAGUAUCUUACCUAAAUUUGUUAAACAAAGUUAAGUUGUAUUUUCAAAUAAUGCUGAGUCUCCGAAUGAAUGAUCAGUUUUGGUUUAAAUCAAUAUUGCCUAAGCAGUAACCUUUUUAGCUUACUGAGGAAACUAGAUUGUAUCAGGAAUUUCCUUUUCACCUGAAUUAGUGAGAUUUAGUUUUGUUUUCACCAUCGCUUGUCACACUUAUAAAUGUGGUUAGUCAAAGAAAUUCUCAAUCUUUUGGAGCUUUAUGUAGUUAAUUCAGUGUGUUAUUUGAAAAUGGGAUAAUAUUACAGUUUAAAAAAAAAUUACAUUGCGUGCCACACAUGGUUUAAUACAAAUAUAUUUGUAAAAUAUUUGAAAUUCUAUUAUUUGGAUAUGCCAGAAUAUGUACACUUUUUGUUCAUUAUUCAGUAAGACUUAUAUUUGGACAUUUCUAAACACCUUACUGUUUCAAUGUUCCUACCUCCUCCCCACCUAGCUCACCAAAGCAAAUUGGGAUAUAGGAACAAAGCUGAAUGAUUUAGCCCCUUGAACCAGUUUUACCAUUCAGUUUGCUAAUGGCUGAUCUGUAGCUUAACUCCAUCUAAUUGAUUUUGUUCCACAAUCCUUAAUACCCAACAAAACCUAAUUAAAAACAAGAAAAAAACAAAGAAUUGCGGAUGCUGGAAAAAAAAACCUAAAUUGCUGGAAAAACUCUGCAGGUCUGGCAGUAUCUGUGAAGAGAAAGGAGAGUUAAAUUUGAGUCCAAAACUUUCUUCAGUACCUUCUUCAAUUGACCUUAGUUUUGAAAUUUAUAAUUAGCCCAGCCUCAGCAAAUCCUGCAGGAGAGAGUUCCUACUUUUUCUCCCAUAUUAUAUGUAAAAGUAUUUUCUGACAUUAACUUCGACCUAUAACUCUGUUUUAAAGAUAUUAUCCUUUUGUUCUCUCCAGCCCUCUGCUUACCUGCCUUUUCGCUGCCUCUCUAUAUUAAAACUAGAGACAUCUAUUAAAUUUUGCAAUUCUAAUGAAUAUUCACCAUGCUGUUAUGAGCUCUCUCAGCAGAAAAAUGUGCCAUGUCGGCCAAGACUAAUUUUGUGAAGGAGCUAGAAACUAAUGUAGGACCUCUGUUUCUGUGUACAGUGGACCUGAUUUCAAUUUUGAAUACAGCAUAUGAAUUUAUAUUUUCUAGUCACGUGAUGACCAGAUUACUUCAGUCAUUAAAACGAAAACCAUAUCUUUACCAAAUUUGAUCCUUUGUACUACUGAAUGAAUAAACUCCUGUAUUUUAUUAGAACACAAGCAACAUUUUCAGGGAAGACAAUUCAGUACUGUCCCAUUUUGUGUUUAAAACUAAUUUCCACAAGAUGUAUAAUUUAUUUUUGAGGCCAAAUUGUACUGCAAACUCAAUCUAUACACUUGUAUUCCAGACAAGAAUAUUGACUAUGUAUCAGAAAAGGGAAUCCUAUCUGUCUUUUCCUUAUUCAAAGGUGUUGAAGUGACAUAUAUUCCCAGUUGAGAUCAUCUAACUUGGCAAAAAGCCUUUACCAACUGACGUAAUCAGAGAAAAUCUGUAAAUUAAUAAGUAUGUUGACUAAUUACAAAACAAACAUGUUUAUUUGUUUGCCCUAAAAGGGAAUAAGUUAUUCAAUGUGCACUACUUUUAAAGAAUGUUUUGUGAAUCAAGCCAUGAAAUAUUUUGUACCAGCAUACUUGUCUUUAUCAUUCUUGUACUUGUAUUUGUAAGCAGUAAAAUGUUCUUUUUUGUAAAUAAUAAAAAUAUUGAGUUUA